GCUUGCUGUCUCACUCCAACGUGCACUAUCGCCGGGCCAUUUGUGGCCGUUGGGUUGGCACCGCGUGUCAAUAAUCACAAGACUUGUCAGGUGUUGUCGAAAAACAGGAUUCAGGUUUAGUGGCGUUUUUCCGGGAUAAAGUGCCAGGUUUUGUGCGAAAAUGUCCUCGUCGCAAGUUCCCGCAGGGGCGGACCCUAAAAUCAAGGAGAUUAUCACUUCGCUGGAUGACGAAAAAAUAGACAUGCUGGCGGCGACUAGUGUCUUGCAGCAGCGGGCCACCGAUAUUCGGGCCCAAAAAGUCAACUGGCAGUCGUACUUCCAGUCGCAGAUGAUAUCGCAGGACGACCAUCAAUUUAUCGCAGCGUUUGAUGUGUCCGAUAGCGCAAAACGCGAGAAAUUGCUCCAAACUGAUCGCCUGCAGUGUGCACAAACCUUCCUCAAUUUGCUGGGGCAUGUCUCCAAGGACCAGACGUUGCAAUACAUCCUUGUCCUCAUCGAUGACAUGCUGCAGGAGGACCGCUCGCGUGUUGAAAUCUUCCACGAAUACGCCAACAAGAAAAAAGAAUCGGUAUGGGGGCCCUUCUUGAACCUGCUGAACCGUCAAGACGGCUUCAUCACGAACAUGACGUCACGAAUCAUCGCGAAAAUCGCCUGUUGGUCGCAGACGCCAAUGGAGCGCUCCGAUUUGCACUUCUACCUCACGUGGCUCAAAGACCAGCUCAAAAUGCAGUACGAUGAUUUAGCCGUACAAUUGGCCAAAUCGGACGCAACACGAGGCCCAAGCGGUGAACAAGCCACCGAAACUUACACGGAGGUUUCGUUUGACGAACAACAAACACCUACCGAAAUUACGAACAACGAAUACAUCCAGUCUGUGGGCCGUUGUCUCCAAAUGAUGCUCCGCAUCGACGAAUAUCGCUUCGCUUUCGUCUCAGUGGACGGCAUUUCGACCCUUUUGUCCGUACUUUCGGGCCGCGUCAACUUCCAAGUGCAAUACCAGCUGAUUUUCUGCCUUUGGGUGUUGACUUUCAAUCCGCUAUUGGCCGAAAAAAUGAACAAAUUCAACGUGAUUCCAAUCCUGGCCGACAUUUUGAGCGAUUCGGUCAAGGAGAAGGUGACCCGUAUUAUUUUGGCCGUUUUUCGGAACCUGAUCGAGAAACCCGAGGAUGCGCAAGUGGCCAAAGAGCACUGCAUUGCGAUGGUGCAGUGCAAGGUUCUGAAGCAGCUAAAUAUCCUCGAACAGAGGAAAUUCGACGAUGAGGAUGUGGCCGGCGAUGUGGAGUUUCUGACUGAGAAGUUGCAAAAUUCCGUUCAGGACUUGAGUUCCUUCGAUGAGUACGCAACUGAGGUCAAGUCAGGGAGAUUGGAGUGGUCGCCAGUCCACAAGAGCAAGUUUUGGCGAGAAAAUGCGCAAAGACUCAACGAGAAGAAUUACGAGUUGUUGAGGAUUUUGAUUCAUUUGUUGGAGACGAGCAAAGAUCCCCUGGUUUUGAGUGUCGCAAGUUACGACAUAGGGGAAUACGUCAGGCAUUAUCCCAGAGGAAAACACGUUAUUGAACAAUUGGGUGGGAAACAACUAGUGAUGCAAUUGUUGGCUCAUGAAGACCCCAAUGUUCGCUACGAGGCGCUGUUAGCUGUCCAAAAAUUGAUGGUUCAUAAUUGGGAGUAUUUGGGGAAACAGUUGGAGAAGGAACAGAGUGAUAAAACGGCUCCCAAAGGUGGCGCCCCAGUCGCGGGGAAAGCCUAAAUUGUUGUUAUUAGCUCCGCUUAUUAAAUUUCAAGUAUU
Tribolium castaneum (red flour beetle) is the source of this 1786-nucleotide messenger RNA. RefSeq names its product Vacuolar H[+]-ATPase SFD subunit (gene VhaSFD). Gene Ontology annotation, cellular component: lysosomal membrane; vacuolar proton-transporting V-type ATPase, V1 domain. The transcript is spliced from 7 exons. NCBI's taxonomy places the organism in Eukaryota, Metazoa, Arthropoda, Insecta, Coleoptera, Tenebrionidae. Gene Ontology annotation, molecular function: proton-transporting ATPase activity, rotational mechanism; protein binding. Gene Ontology annotation, biological process: proton transmembrane transport. The record is from RefSeq and is marked provisional. Bases 161 to 1747 code for a protein of 528 amino acids.